This is a messenger RNA of Neocloeon triangulifer, 2574 nucleotides long. RefSeq lists its product as uncharacterized. The record is from RefSeq and is a predicted model, not a curated record. NCBI's taxonomy places the organism in Eukaryota, Metazoa, Arthropoda, Insecta, Ephemeroptera, Baetidae. The transcript has 5 exons. Bases 197 to 2236 code for a protein of 679 amino acids. Gene Ontology annotation, biological process: peptidyl-glutamate ADP-deribosylation.
UGAGCGGCUUAUUAAUAAACGCUGGACGCCUGCACCUGCGCCAAGGACGCUCCUGCCACACCGCGGCAAACCGAGGGUCCUGCACCAAACUUACCGAGAGCAAGAAGCAUUUGAGUGUCCAGAAUGAAGACAACAAGAAUUCUCCCUCUUCUCUGAUAUCCAAGAUUUAAAAGGUCUGAGCACACACCAGGGUUGGAUGCAACCACAAAUUUGGCCAAAUGGGUCGUUGCCGUUACAACUUUAUAAUUCUUCAAACGGAAUGAUUCCUCCAUCACCACCCAUUUUUUAUGGUCGUGGAUUCUUCAUGCCAGAAUGCUUGAAUACAGUGCAGCCAAACUUGAUGCCUUUGGGAAUGACAUACCCACAACCAUCACCUGCACAACAAAGUAGUCAUUUUGUACCACAACCUCUAUAUCUGACCCCUGUUGGUGCCACAUAUGCCCCUGCUGUGUAUGGACAGCUCACCCACCCUCCAACUUUUGCGCAAGGUGCGCACCAGGGACACCAAGGAUUUCCUCCACAAUCUGCAAUGUUGAGUGGUGGUCAGACUGGCCCACCGGCUGCGCCGAUUGGAAACCUGGCGGCACAGCAAGGGCUGAUCCAGUCUCAGCCCCCUUUGAACUGGACCGCUGGUGCUUCAGCAGCUCACCAUGGAGUUCCUCCACAAUCUGCAACAUUGAGUGGUGGUCAGACUGGCCCACCGGCUGCGCCGAUUGGAAACCUGGCGGCACAGCAAGGGCUGCUCCAGUCUCAGCCCCCUUUGAACUUGACCGCUGGUGCUCCAGCAGCUCACCAUGGAGUUCCUCCACAAUCUGCAACAUUGAGUGGUGGUCAGACUGGCCCACCGGCUGCGCCGAUUGGAAACCUGGCGGCACAGCAAGGGCUGCUCCAGUCUCAGCCCCCUUUGAACUUGACCGCUGGUGCUCCAGCAGCUCACCAUGGAGUUCCUCCACAAUCUGCAACAUUGAGUGGUGGUCAGACUGGCCCACCGGCUGCGCCGAUUGGAAACCUGGCGGCACAGCAAGGGCUGCUCCAGUCUCAGCCCCCUUUGAACUUGACCGCUGGUGCUUCAGCAGCUCACCAUGGAGUUCCUCCACAAUCUGCAACAUUGAGUGGUGGUCAGACUGGCCCACCGGCUGCGCCGAUUGGAAACCUGGCGGCACAGCAAGGGCUGCUCCAGUCUCAGCCCCCUUUGAACUUGACCGCUGGUGCUCCAGCAGCUCACCAUGGAGUUCCUCCACAAUCUGCAACAUUGAGUGGUGGUCAGACUGGCCCACCGGCUGCGCCGAUUGGAAACCUGGCGGCACAGCAAGGGCUGCUCCAGUCUCAGCCCCCUUUGAACUUGACCGCUGGUGCUCCAGCAGCUCACCAUGGAGUUCCUCCACAAUCUGCAACAUUGAGUGGUGGUCAGACUGGCCCACCGGCUGCGCCGAUUGGAAACCUGGCGGCACAGCAAGGGCUGCUCCAGUCUCAGCCCCCUUUGAACUUGACCGCUGGUGCUCCAGCAGCUCACCAAGGAGUUCCUCCACAAUCUGCAUCGUUGAGUGGUCGUCCACUCAUGAUUGGCACCCAAGGUUUGUCUGGAAACAAGCAGCAGCAGCUUGCAGCCGCCCUUCCACCCGAUCCAAUAACUCAUGCAGGCCACAACUUCCACGUCGAUUUGACGAGGCCAAAAGACAGGAAUCCAAGGAAGCUUUUUCCGCCACUACCAAGGAAGCGCUUUCACCCAUUUGAGAGCCAACGAAGGGGAGAAUCAAAUCAAAGGAACGGUGAGGUCAGGAAAACGAGAAGCAGAGGCACAAUGUCUACACCAUCCUUCCGUCCAGAAUCAAAACUGGACGAGCUUUUCAGCCUAUCAAAUAAGAAAGAAAACACAGCUGUCAUCAUUCCUGUGCACUGCUCAGAUGGCCAUCCUAACGGAGCUUUAAAUCUUUUCUGCAAAAUUAAUCCUUCCUUCAGUAGUUUGGAUAUUCUUGAUGAUUUGCACAGCAGUGCACACCGAAAGCUGAUUCUUCCCGUUCGUAAAAUUUGCCUCCUGUUUUUAAGAAUUCCAUACAGCAGAGGGAAAAUUCUUGUUGAUGAACUGUUGGAUUGCUUGGAAAUAUGCUUCAAGGACAUUGACAAUAUCAAAGUACUUGAAGCAGCCAAGUGCUGUGGCAACGCGUGGCCACAAAUUAGUUCCAAAAUUAAAAAGCUGUGCACCGAAAAGAAAAUUGAUUACAUUUGGUACAAUUAAUUGAACUGCGUCUGUUAGCCGGUAACACUAUAGUAAGGUCCAGAGCCUGCUCGUCUGGUUAUUACAAAGUUUAGUCUUUUCUCGUGCUCAAUUUGCAAAGAUCUGCGCAUUUUUUAAAGGUAUCUUUCAGUAUCUUUGUGUAUUUUUAAUAUGUAGAAGGAGUACUAUUGAUGUUUAAUUGAAUAUCACAGUAUAAUAAUAAGCAAAACAAGAAUAGUACCAAGUGGUACUAAGGAAGUGCGAAGCAAAUUAAAUUAGCCGCUUGAAAUGAAUUAUUGGUUUUAAGCCUAUUGUGAAUUUUUGUUUAUUCAAAUAUAUUGCUGACUGUAUAAAGAUCA